Brachypodium distachyon (stiff brome) is the source of this 2047-nucleotide messenger RNA. RefSeq names its product laccase-15. The coding region runs from base 112 to 1911 and encodes 599 amino acids. NCBI's taxonomy places the organism in Eukaryota, Viridiplantae, Streptophyta, Magnoliopsida, Poales, Poaceae. Gene Ontology annotation, molecular function: copper ion binding; oxidoreductase activity. The record is from RefSeq and is a predicted model, not a curated record. The transcript has 4 exons.
GUGUACAUAGCUAGCAAUAUAUAAGGCCGGUCUUGGGCGGCACAACAGCAAAAUGAGCGCUCCACUCUCAACGCGAACGCGAAAUUAAGCAAGCGAGCAGCGUGGGUAAGAAUGAUGACGCUUCCCAUGGCAGCAGCAACCGCCUUCUUCUUCCUCGCCCUCCUCGUGGCCGUGUCAACAGUCCUGGCGGCCAUCGUCGAGCACACAUUUGUUGUACGGCAGAUGCAUAUGCAACACUUGUGCAAGGACACGCUGGUGACGGUGGUGAACGGGCAAUUCCCAGGCCCAGCUGUAGAGGCCACGGAAGGGGACACCGUGGUUGUCCACGUCAUCAACCAGUCGCCCUACGGAAUCACGAUCCACUGGCACGGCGUGAAACAGCGGUUAACCUGCUGGGCCGACGGGGCCGGGAUGAUCACGCAGUGCCCGAUCCAGCCCAACACGGCCUUCACGUACCGGUUCACGGUGGCCGGGCAGGAAGGAACCCUGUGGUGGCACGCCCAUGUCGCCAGCCUCCGUGCAACCCUGCACGGCAUCCUCAUCAUCCGCCCAAAGUCCGGCUCCUACCCGUUCCAAAAGCCUCACAUGGAUGUCCCCAUCAUCAUAGGUGAAUGGUGGCAGAAGGACCUGACAGAAGUGGAGAAGGGGUACCUGAACAGCAACGACAACGACCCUGCUGCGGCUGCCAUCAACGGGAAGCUUGGAGAUCUCUACAACUGCUCCGGUGUAGUAGAGAACAGCUACGUUCUGGAAGUGGAGCGGGGAAAGACGUACAUGCUGCGGCUGGUGAACGCCGCGCUCUUCUCCGAGUACUACUACAAGGUCGCCGGCCACAGGUUCACGGUGGUCGGUGUCGACGCCAACUACGUCAAGCCGUACGACACGGACGUCCUCGCGAUCGCGCCGGGCGAGACGAUGGACGUCCUCAUGGUCGCCGACGCGCCGCCGUGCCGGUACAACAUGGUCGCCCUGUCAAUCCAGGCGCCGGCGCCCGACCCGCAGAUCCAGACGUUCGUGUCCAGAGGCCUGGUGCGGUAUAAGAACGUUGCCGUCAACAGGACACGUGUCUGCAGCGAACAAGCUCUGACGCCGAAGAUGCCCGACCGCCACGACACGGCCACGACAUUCUUCUUCCACGGCAACCUCACCGGCAGCCUGCCGCCCGGUCAUCAAUCAUUGUUGAGGCAAGUCCGAGACCGUGUCGACGAGCGGCUGUUCAUCACGCUUGGCCAGGGCUCCAUCUGCAAAGGGGGAAACCAAGAGGGAUCGUGCAAGAGAGGAGGGAGCAACGAGUCCAUGCUAGUGGCGUACAUGAAUAACGUGUCCUUCCACCUCUCGGAGAAGACGGUGUCGUUGCUCGAAGCACGGUGGCACCGCCGGAACACGACGACGAUAAACGUGACGGUGGAGGAGCUGCCCGGAAGGCCGGCGAGGGUGUUCAACUUCACGGACCUGGCGCUGAUCCCGCUGAUCCCCGGUGGGAAGGGGGAAGAGCUCGAGCCGACGCGGAAGGCGACGACGGUGCGGCGGUUCGCGCACAACGCCACCGUGGAGGUGGUCUUCCAGAGCACGGCGGCAUUGCAGAGCGACUCCAACCCGAUGCACGUCCAUGGCCACGACUUCUUCGUGCUUGCGCAGGGCAAGGGCAACUACGACGCGGCUAGGGACGUCGGAAGGUAUAACCUGGUGGACCCGCCGAUGAAGAACACGGUGCAGGUGCCAAGGCUUGGGUGGGCAGCCAUACGCUUCGUCGCCGACAAUCCAGGGAUGUGGUUCAUGCAUUGCCACUUCGAGUACCACAUCGCCACGGGCAUGGCCACGGUGUUCCAAGUGGACGACGGGCCCACACUGGACACCACUCUUCCACCCCCGCCUUUGGAUCUACCAAAGUGCUCACAUAUCAAGGAAUAAGCUAGCCUAAAAAAAAGCUAGCCAGGGUUAUAUAGAAUAACUCUGGAAUUUGCGAGGCGAGUAUAUGUGUUUUUUUAUGGGUUCAACGUUUCGUUUUGUUAUUAACAUUUUUGAAUUGUGGAAAUAAUUUCAUAGA